Messenger RNA from Diplodia corticola, 1854 nucleotides. RefSeq names its product atp-dependent rna helicase dbp3. The transcript is spliced from 4 exons. Gene Ontology annotation, molecular function: ATP binding; RNA helicase activity; RNA binding. The record is from RefSeq and is a predicted model, not a curated record. Lineage: Eukaryota; Fungi; Ascomycota; Dothideomycetes; Botryosphaeriales; Botryosphaeriaceae. Gene Ontology annotation, cellular component: nucleolus. Bases 1 to 1854 code for a protein of 617 amino acids. Gene Ontology annotation, biological process: rRNA processing.
AUGGGCAAGCGCACGGCGAGCCAAGCUGGCAUUGUCAAGGCCGAGAAGAACACCGUCGCCGCGUCUCCGAAGAAGCUAAAGACCGACGACACCACCGACUCGCAACCGGAGACUGCCGAUUCCGCCGCCCUCGCGAAGAAGGCGGAGAAGGCCCGUCGCAAGGAGGAGAAGGCAAAGGCCAAGGAGGAGAAGAAGCAGAAGAAGCGUGAAGCGAAGCAGGCUGCGGAGGCGAAUGGUGUGGCCAGCGAAGAUGUCGACAUGGUCGACGCUCCCACCACCUCCGAGGAUGUGACUGAGCAGGAGUCAUCCAAGGAGAAGAAGAAGGAAAAGAGGGAAAAGAAAGACAAGAAGGACAAAAAAGAAAAGAAGGACAAAUCGGAGAAGAAGGAGAAGAAGGCCAAGAAGGCAACCAAUGGCGUCGAGGAUUCCGGGGCUGUUCCGGCGAUUAACGGCACUGCGGCUGCAGCUGCGGACGCAGCUCCGUCUGGAUACGUCGAGGAUCCCGCUCUCUCUGCUCUUCCUCAGUCGGAGAUCGAUGCUUUCAUGUCAAAGCACUUUAUCGCUGUCACUGAUCCCCUCAGCACUGCCACGAAGCUCCGCCCAAUCAUUACCUUCAACAACCUUCCUGUCACUGACGAAUCGCUGCGUGCUCCCUUCAAAGGCUUCACUGCCCCCACUCCUAUCCAAGCCGCCGCAUGGCCCUCUCUGCUCGCUGGUAGGGAUGUCAUUGGUGUGGCCGAGACCGGCUCAGGAAAAACGCUCGGAUUCGGUGUCCCAUGUGUCCGCCACAUCAUGCGCCUGCCCAAGGGCAAAGGUGUCAAGGCGGUCAUCGUGUCUCCUACUCGCGAGCUGGCCUCCCAAAUCCACGAACAGCUGGUGAAGAUCGCGGAGCCAGCAGGUCUGAAGUCCGUCUGCAUCUACGGAGGUGUCCCCAAGGAUGAGCAGAAGAUCGGAUUGAAGAAGGCGAGCAUUGUCGUUGCCACUCCUGGUCGUCUCAACGAUCUUAUCGAUGAGGGUGCUGCGGACAUCAGCAAGGCUGAUUAUGUCGUUUUGGACGAGGCCGACCGCAUGCUUGACAAGGGUUUCGAGGAUGCCAUUCGCAAGAUCAUUAGCAGCACUCGCCCGCUCAACGAGCGCCAGACGCUCAUGUUCACCGCCACCUGGCCGAAAUCCGUCCAGGAGCUUGCAUCCACCUUCAUGAAGUCGCCGGUCAAGAUCACCAUUGGGGACAACCCGACUGGAGAGCUUCGCGCCAACACCCGCAUCAGCCAGACCGUGGAAGUUGUCGAGCCGAGGGAUAAGGACUUCAGACUUUCCCAGCUCCUAAAGGAGCACACGGCGGGCAGCAAGAAGAAUGACCGCAUUCUGAUCUUCUGUCUAUACAAGAAGGAGGCCACGCGUGUAGAGGAGACUCUCCGCCGCAAGGGCUUCAGGGUUGGCGGCAUCCACGGCGAUCUUAGCCAGGCACAGCGUACGGCCAGCUUGGAGAAGUUCAAGAAGGGCGAGAUUCCCCUUCUGGUUGCCACGGAUGUUGCGGCGAGAGGAUUGGACAUCCCCGCCGUGAAGGUCGUCAUCAACGUGACGUUCCCGUUGACUGCAGAGGAUUACGUUCAUCGCAUUGGAAGAACGGGCCGUGCGGGACAAGAUGGUAAAGCCAUUACUCUCUUCACCGAACAUGACAAGCCGUUGGCUGGAGCACUUGUCAACGUUCUCAAGGGUGCCAACCAGCCGGUGCCUGAAGAGCUCAUGAAGUUCGGCACUACCGUCAAGAAGAAGGGCCAUGAGGCAUAUGGUGCCUUCUUCAAGGAUACCACCGACAUGAAGCAGGCAACAAAGAUCACCUUUGACGACUAG